This is a messenger RNA of Suncus etruscus (white-toothed pygmy shrew), 475 nucleotides long. RefSeq names its product thioredoxin domain containing 17 (gene TXNDC17). Lineage: Eukaryota; Metazoa; Chordata; Mammalia; Eulipotyphla; Soricidae. Gene Ontology annotation, molecular function: protein-disulfide reductase [NAD(P)H] activity. The record is from RefSeq and is a predicted model, not a curated record. The transcript is spliced from 4 exons. Gene Ontology annotation, cellular component: cytosol. Bases 5 to 379 code for a protein of 124 amino acids.
ACCCAUGGCGGCGUUCGAGGAGGUGAGCGUGCUGGGCUUCGAGGAGUUCGGCAAGGCCGUGGAGCAGCACCGGGGCAAGACCAUCUUCGCCUACUUCACCGGCUCCAAGGACGCCGAAGGGAAGAGCUGGUGCCCCGACUGCGAGCUGGCUGACCCAGUGAUUCGAGAGGGGCUGAAGCAUAUUAAAGAAGGACGUGUGUUCAUCCACUGCCAAGUUGGAGAGAGACCUUAUUGGAAAGAUCCAGAUAAUGACUUUAGAAAAAAACUGAAAAUAACUGCAAUACCUACACUACUUAAAAAUGGAACACCUCAGAAACUGGUAGAAUCCGAGUGUCUUCAGGCCAACCUCGUGGAAAUGUUGUUCUCUGAAGAUGAAUAAUUGAUGACAAUUGUCUUGAUUUCCUUUUGAAUUCAUAUUAAUAAUGUGAAAAUGGCAUAUGGCUAAACAUUGCUAUUAAAGUCCUUAUAGACCCUG